AUGCCAGCAAUCGAUCUCCCACCUGGAGCAUCGCCAUCCGCCAUCCAGCGGUACCGGUACGAAGUAGUGCGUUCUCUUACGGAUGUGAGCAGGGCAUUGGGGACUGUGAUGCCCGCCGGCUCCAUCGAAUCACGGUCCGCUGAGCUGGCUGGUGAUCCCCUCUGGUGUGCACCAGUGGUGAACAGUGGUGAGAAGCGGUGGUGUUGAUUGGGCAUUCGCCGCCAGGGUUCAUGCAACUGCGUGGAUUUGUUGGCAGUUGCAGUGGUGCGGGCGGGGGCGUGGCAGAUGUGUGGAGAUUCCACGACCGGACCGGCGUGAUGGGUGUUGAUGGGUUUUGAUGGGGGAGUUGAGGCGAGGACUAGACUGCCCUGACUGCCCUCACUAAACAGCAGACAGCCUACAUCUCAUCGCUUGCACCAGACCAGACCUCGUCUUCUUGCGCUUCUUUCUUUUUCUGCUGCGACUGCUCAUUCCAUCCCAUACCAAAGCACUACUAUAACCCUCCAGACCGGCGCGAACCUUGACGGGACGAUAUACUCGUGGCCCCUAACUGUCGCGGCUACUGUUCCUGCUACUGUUCCUGCUACCGUUGAACCCCAACUUUCCCAGCAUCUUCCUCUUAUCAGGAAAGCCGAGCCCGCCGUCAUCCCACCACCCUCAACCCAGCACAUACAAGCAAUAGCACAAGCAUCAGCACCAGCACCAGCCGCCUCGUUUCCUCGACAGCUGCACUGCACUGCACUAACAACACCCCAUCACCACAACAACCUGCCCUCCACCACCAUUCACUCACUCCUCCCCUCUCCCUCACCCUCACCCUCCCCAAAUAUAACUUCAGAACCCCCCUCCCUCUGCCAUCUCGAGGCGCACAAGCUCGAGAUCGCAUCCCGUCCUGCGCCCGAUGGAGCCAUGAUACACAUGCAGCGUUCUCUUUCCCUCCCAGGGCCCGCACACGCAUCCCCUCGUAUGUUAUACUGCUGCUUUGCGCAAAUUUAAGAACAUUCCAAUUCCUUGCUGAAAAACUUUAAAUUGGAUCUAUACGAAAUAUACUUACCAAUCUGCAAACCUCAUAGCUGCAUCCCCCACCAUUACGCAGGUUUCCUCGAGAAGUCCGACCCCAUCUCCUCUCGAAAGUCAUGUAAUUGUUCCCCCCAGACUACACCGAUAUUCCUCACGAAGCCCGAGUCGACCCCCAACAUCCUAUAAAGAAGCUCCCACGGAACGAGAGAGGAACCGAAGUGCUACAAGAACGAACACGAACACUAGCACUAGCGCUCGACGAGCUUCCCCUUCCCCAGCACCCGAAAAGCGCGAAAAGUCCCAAUCCUCUCGCCAGCCCAAGGAGAUAAUUGCCAGAGCUCCAUCCCCCGUCAAAUUGCCCUACCGUCCUCUUCUCCAGGAUAUAUCGCAGUACUCCAAUCCACAAAUUGCGGUACUAACAGCCUCCACGGCUUCCACCACCCUGGAGGAACUUGCCCAUUUAGUUCGCCUCUCCACAUACCAGGAAAAGAAGAGAACCCAUUCUCGUGUGCGAUUGCAACGCUCCCUUGUCUCCACUGCCCUUUCAGCGCGGUUGGCAAGAUGCGGCGAAUUGGCCCACCGGACGUUGGUUGACAACUUUAGGGGCGACGAGAAGAAAUCCUUUGCAACUCUCUAUAAUGCCAUCCAUGAUGUCCGGAAUUCAUGUGAUGCCACUCGACGGUAUGCCCUAUUGGAACCAGACCUAGAUGGCGUCCGCCCAACUAUGAGCAACGGAGAGGAAACUGGUUCCUUGUCAACGUUUAUGCAUGAAAUUCCGCGGCGUUCUCGCGAAACCCUGAUCAGAUUUCUGACCCAGAUCAGGACUAACCCAGAUUAUUUGGCCAGCCGUUUGUCCUGCCUUUCACCCUCUGAGCUUUCCGCUCUCACAGUCUUCCACCAGGGAUUGGAACCCAUGGACUCUGUUUUGCCUUUUCACACCCGUUCUAAAGCACAUAUGGCAAGUAAUCACCGAAACUCCAGCCAAACCUCCCCCACUGCAGUUGAGCGUUUGCUUUCUUUCCAACGUCAUGACCCCCUAUCUGCUUUGAUUCAUACAUGCUUUGCAAACUCGGCUGGGCCAGACUCUUUGGAAGACCUCCGGAGAACUGAUGUAUGGGCAACCGCCUGUGCAAAAUUGAUUACCGAUAAAAAGACCGGCCUGGAUGCCUUCAUCUGCAGUGUUCUUAAUGUUUGGACUUCCAUGAGGGAUUGGUCCGGACGAAGUAACAUGGAAUGGUAUCUUAUGAAAAUUCUUGAAGAUGGUGCCUUCUUAUUGGAAAAAGCCGAAGACCAGGCUGGGACUCGUAUCCACGUGGAACCACGAAAUGCCAAGGAUUCCAUAGCCGCGGAUGAGUUUUAUACUGCAGCUGUCCAGGGGCUUUUUGAGAUUGUGGAUGAUCCUGGAGCUGGUGGUAUUCCCGAGGGUCUUCUUGAACUUGGAAAUGCCAUACUUCGUAAGCUUGAACCCAAGGCACAUGCACCUACCAAGGUUUUCCUGGUUUCGAAAUGCCUCUUUUCAACAUUUCUGCUGAAUGCCAUCAUACAUCCAGAGGUAACGGAUUCCUCGCUUAUAUAGAGACACUACCGCUAACUUUUCAAGGCUUACGGCAUGAUGUCAGAGUACCAUAUCACCGAAUACGGUAGACAAAAAAUCUUGAAAGAAGUUGCAAUGCGUGCAUCAAAAUAUGUCGUAGAUUUAGUUUGGUAUGUUACUCUUCAAGAAGGCGAGCAAUAAUACUAACCAAUUCUUUAGGCAAAAAGCUUCGAUUCCGCUUCCAAUCAAGGGCCAUAUUGAGCGGAUCCUGUCACGUUUCCGUUCAAGCCGUACUUCUAAGUCCAAGGCAAAACUUCUUCCUGCCCGGUCUAUCACAUCUCUACGAGAAACGGUGGAAGUCCAUCCGUAUCUUGUUCUAGGCCCAUCGGACUUGGUAACCAUUGUCAAUGCUCUCUUUCCUGAGAGGCGUUCUGCUUCAAGUACCUUGGCAAGAGACAUUCAUGGCCUCCGAUCAUCGGCUUCAUCCAUUUCGGGGAUGUCCUCCAUGACAGCUUCUAUUCCAAUAAGUACACCGCGCCAUGCUUUUGACAACCAAUCAGUUAUCAGUACCAGCGGUUCCUCGGUCAUCAGCGACAUUACCACCUCACGUGAACCCCUACUGGACGAUGGUUCGAGUGCAAUCAACAGGUAUUCUUCGGCCCAAACCCAGCGUUCGAGCUUUUACGAGGAUGAUGCUUUCGAGCUACGUGUGGCUCUUGAGGAGAUGACACAGACUUUAGGUUUCGAUGGUGCCACUGCAACCUGUCAUCCUUGCGCUGAGAAUUGGGCUGUUUUGUUCAUAUCACCUGAUGGCCAAGGUCUUUCUACCCAGAUGCUCCACGAUCCCGAAGAUGAUGCUGAAGAGGAAGAAUUUACUGCGAGCAGCGACAGUGAAGAUGAUACUUAUAGUUCUCGUCCAGAUCUAGACAAAGAUUAUCACCAGUUGCGUGAUUCGAUUCUGAAAUUGGUUGAGGAUUACGAAAUCCCACACUCCCUGAACUCACGGGCAGAGUCCAAGACGUUCAGCAAUCGAACGUCAGCUUUGGAAAGUCCUCGAAAGAAACAACGGAGUAGACCUGGAUCGUUGGCUAAACCACAACCACAAUCCAGGAACCCUUACCGCAACCUCGAACAAUCUCCUGUUCCCGAACGAAGCAGCAAGCUACCGGAAUCCAAAUCAACAAGACCCCGAACUGAUUCCGAUAGUGGUAGCAGGCAAUCUGAAGAUGACACUCCAUCCGUACUCAUUGCCAUGCUUGAGGCUGCGGAGUCUCAGUGUAAGGCCCAAUCGGAUUUUGUGAACGCUCAUUUGUACUGGAAAACACUCAAUCAGCUUCAUCAGAUAUCAUCCCCAUCUCUCAAGCGGGAUGGCUAUGCAUCUCUCUUGAACAUUUUCUCUCGUGGACCUCGAGAUUCUAUUCGGCGUUCUGCGAGUGCCAUUGAGGAGUACGAAGCUUGGGUUGUGUGGUUGAAGCAAUCUCAGGAACGUCAUGAUGUAACUAUUGAAUCUAUGAUGAAGAGGCUGAAGGCUCUCAGAGACAAGAUGUGGUAUGUCACCGAUGUCAGAAACUCGGCCGCCUAUGAAGGUGCGCGAAACAUUGCAGUUGCUCUGAAAUGCAUGGCAUCGCCGAAAAAGGCGUCUUACCUACCCCCUGCGAGUAUGCGGCCUCGAAAUACAUCCAAGACUGCAGCAAACAAUUUCUUAUUGAAAACGGAAGCUCAAGUAAUGGACAUGAUGGCGGCAAUCGAUGAACAGGGUGGCCCAAAUAAACUGUCCGACGAACAGGCAGACAAAACUUUACGUUGGUUAUCACAAUUUGGCAUUGAGAACUUUUGCAAAGGCGAAGAGCGUAUUCAUCGAUUCUCUUUGGAAAUCGAGUCUUGCAUCAACAAGUUGGUAGGCGAUAAUCUUAUGGAGGGACCGGUUCUAUGGUCAAGCGAAUUGUACUAUCGAGAUAAACGCAUCUUAGAUAGUGGGAGACAGAAAGGUGAUCUCUACAUCAACGGCCUUGGCUCGUUGAACAUCUCCGGCGACGAGCCUAGCGACCCUGAAGCAGGUCGGCGUAGCUUGAGGAGUAAAGAAUCGUUCGUUCGUCCAGGUCUUCGAGACCUCCGAGCUAUGUCAGCGAGGAAUCAUUCUCAACAAAGUUUUGACUCGGGUCGCUUCAGCAUGUCAAGAAUGAGCACUGGUACUGGGGCACCUAGUACCCAAGGGGAUCUGAUGGACUCCCAAGACUACUUUGGAAUGGCCAGUCCGGUCCUAACCAUUGAUUCUGCAACCACAUUUUGGUCGCCAUUUCAAACCAGAGCACAAUCUCCAACAACUAGUAUUAGCAGUGCCCGUCCAGGCACUGCAUCGUCAUCAACAAACGAGACCGUCAUGAUGAGAGAAGAGCGCGCUAGUCAAGCAAAGCAAAAGUUUCUGGUUGAUCUGAAACAGACCUUAACGAGCUUACUUCUUAGUGAUUUAGGUAUGCUAGUUUUUGCUAGAGGCAGUGAGACCGAUUCUUGGUUUGCUGGUGAUCUAGGUCAGCAUUGCAUGGAGAGAAGAGAGCGAACUGAUCGAAAACUUCGCCGGAAGAAUAAGAGAAGGACACUUGAGAAAAAGAAGAGCUUUAGAGAUCUUCGUGGAGCACAGAAGGGCGACUUGCCAGGUGAACGCCCCGAGGCUUACCUCGAGCGACUAGACAGAAUCUCACCAAAUUCUACGAGAGCCUCUUCAGAUCGGGGCUCGGUUGAUUUGCAAGCUGAAGGCUCAUCUACCUGCGAGACAGCUGCACGAAUCUCACGAAAGCAGAUCCCCAAAGAUCAAGACUCUCCAGACUUUCCAUAUCGACAAGCAUUUCAACGAUUGUUGAGAAUGUUUUCAGUUCAUCCAAAUCCAUACGCAAAAUUGAAUGCGUUGUUUGAGUUGGAACAUCUCAUUAUUGCAUUCCUCACACCAUCAGGGCCUCGCCGACCGCGUUUGCGUCAAGAUACACUAACUGCUGCUCCUCCACCAGAGGCUCGGCAUAUUAAUGCAUUUGGACAUAGCGAUACGAACACAACUACCCCCCGCGCUAAGAAUCUGGAAGAGGCUAUAGACAACUGCAAAGAGCGUCGUUCGCAAGCUCUCAAUCAGCCUGAUCCAUCAUCACCCGUACAUCGCAGUAAUGAUCGAUCAUCUAACAACCCCACACCAGCUAGCACAGAUAUGAUUGUUGAUGUUCUCCAAGAUCUGUUCCGGGAUCCAGACAUCAGACCAAAGACACUUUUCCGUGACCUGCAAUUCAUCGCUUCCUUCGUUCCCGCAUCUGUCCUCGACAAGACCGAGCGCGGAAAGGCGUUUUGGGACGCCGGCCUCGCCGCUCUAGGUCUCAAACAAGACGUCUGCAGAACCCUCAUCGAGAUUGCAGACGAGGUGGUGGUGCACUAUACUCAAACACGCAAAACCACCACUUCAUCUCCCGAGCCCCUCCCGCCUACCACCUCCUCAGGUGAGCUCAUGAAAUACUCCAUGCAAGACGCGGCACAAAUGUGGACCAUCACCGCGAAAGAAGGGGACCCCGUCGCCGAACGUGAAUUAGCCAUUUUCUAUCUCACCCAUCCGGAGCUCGUGGAACGUGUCACAGCGCCGUUGAGUAAACCCCGUGAGACGUUCAAGGCGCAGGUUAUGGAGAUGCAUGGUGGUGGUAAUACGGGUAAAGAAGAGAGGGAUCGCGAGAGGAGCGAUCCAGCAACGAUGUGUGUCGCGUAUCAUUGGAUGGAGCUGAGUGCUCUGGGAGGCGAUGUGCUGGCCAAGACUUAUUUGAGGCAAAGAGAAGAGCUGAAUGCUAUUCCCUAGGCGUUCUUCCUCUCUUUCUUUUGAGAGGGAUUGGCAUCUGAAUAUUGUGGAGUAGGAGGUUUGGUGGCUCGCAUAGACUUUUCUUCUUCUUCCUUUCUUUAUGAGGGAGGUUACGGUUGCGGUGGGUUGCAUGUUUGAUACCAUUUUCUAUUUUCUCUUGUCUUUUAGAUGAGUUGGAUGAGAUGGAAGAUUCUCUUUUCUUUCCGAGAUAGGUGGCAUGCGAGGUAGAUGGUUGGAUGAUUGUCCAGUAGAGGGCGGCCGUUUUGUUUUUUGUUGUUUUUUACUAUAUACCCCAUACCCAUACCCCCCGUUUUGUUCUUUUUGCACGGACUAGUGUUCGGAUAGCUUAGUGGAUAUAUAUACAUAUAUGAAUAUUAUUAUAUAUUACAUAUUAUGAGCACAUAUAUAGUAUAGCUAACGUACC
Molecule: messenger RNA, 6801 nt
Organism: Hymenoscyphus albidus
Lineage: Eukaryota; Fungi; Ascomycota; Leotiomycetes; Helotiales; Helotiaceae
Source: the annotation of a GenBank genome assembly